AUGGCCACGACGACACCCCCUCCCAGACCAUUUGUGAAAGGACCGCUCCAAGUACCUCGACCAGCACCAGUUGCGGCUUCGUACACUCAAGCAACCAGGAUGAGGAGCGAGACCGAAGUCUGGCAACCAGGGAGCAACAAAGUGUUGCAGGUGUCUUCUCAGCAUCCAAAUCUACACAGCACAGCGGGCCAUCAGCCGCAACAACGGAGCGCCCGCGAUAGCUUCGCCCACUCGCCCCGCCAAGCAGUCCCCCAAACCCGGCAGGGAACGAAUGCCGAGUUUCCCUCCGCAUCUCCAAAUCUCCACACCCUCACCGAACCCCGCAUCCACCCUCAUGGAACCAGCCAGACCCGGGUUCGUCAGCAGGCACCAAAAAGAUGA
This is a messenger RNA of Chaetomium globosum CBS 148.51, 381 nucleotides long. RefSeq lists its product as uncharacterized. The coding region runs from base 1 to 381 and encodes 126 amino acids. The transcript has 2 exons. The record is from RefSeq and is a predicted model, not a curated record. Lineage: Eukaryota; Fungi; Ascomycota; Sordariomycetes; Sordariales; Chaetomiaceae.